AUGGAGAACUUCCCCCAGUCCGUCAGUAUCAACAUGCAGCCCUACGGCAGGAACUGGGCAGGUUCCCCAGCCACCGCCUUUGGCCCCACCGUCACCUCUUUUGUUCAGCCGGGGCCCGUCCCCAACACCCAGGACUUCGUGCUCUGGUCCUUCUUUAACAGCAUGUUCUGCAACCCCUUCUGCCUGGGCUUCAUCGCACUCGUCUUCUCCGUUAAGGCCCGCGACUGCAAGGUGCUGGGGGACCUGGAGGGUGCCCGGCGGCAUGGUGCCCGUGCCAAGGUGUUGAACAUCAUCUGCUCCGUGCUGCUGGUCCUCAUUGUGGUGGCCAUCAUCGUCGUCAUCAUCAUCGUGAUAUCCACCACCACCACCUGACUGCCGCAUGGCCACCGACCUGCUUGCUGCCAGCCCGGGGGGUGCUUCUCCUCUCCCCUCCUCUUCCUCCCAAAAUGUCCCCGUGUCCCUGCUUUGGGCGUCUGGCGCGCUGAGAAAGAGAGUGACACCCUGUCCCCUCGCUGCCUGCACCCCUGGGUGUCCCCAGCACAGCCACCGCAUGGAAGGGGAUGGGUGGGCCAGGCUGGGAUGCGGGGGACAGCCCCCCUUUCUUCUUCGUUUCUGUGCCUCAGCAGGGAUCUGCUGGGCUUCCCGGUGUUUAACCGAGCUGUGACGCCUGUAUAGGUUGCUGUUGCCACAAAUAAAGCUCGCCCUG
Messenger RNA from Pygoscelis adeliae (Adelie penguin), 706 nucleotides. It is a transcript of the gene IFITM3, whose product is annotated as interferon induced transmembrane protein 3. Bases 1 to 372 code for a protein of 123 amino acids. The record is from RefSeq and is a predicted model, not a curated record. The transcript has 2 exons. Lineage: Eukaryota; Metazoa; Chordata; Aves; Sphenisciformes; Spheniscidae. Gene Ontology annotation, cellular component: plasma membrane. Gene Ontology annotation, biological process: negative regulation of viral genome replication; response to type II interferon; host-mediated suppression of symbiont invasion.